Malurus melanocephalus (red-backed fairy wren) is the source of this 3717-nucleotide messenger RNA. RefSeq names its product integral membrane protein 2C (gene ITM2C). The transcript is spliced from 10 exons. Bases 750 to 1469 code for a protein of 239 amino acids. Gene Ontology annotation, molecular function: amyloid-beta binding. Gene Ontology annotation, cellular component: Golgi apparatus; plasma membrane; extracellular exosome. Gene Ontology annotation, biological process: negative regulation of amyloid precursor protein biosynthetic process. The record is from RefSeq and is a predicted model, not a curated record. NCBI's taxonomy places the organism in Eukaryota, Metazoa, Chordata, Aves, Passeriformes, Maluridae.
AGGUCUCUUCCUGCCUAGUUCACUGUGUGUGUGUGUGAUUUUGCAGGUACAACAGACUUGAAGUCUGUUCUGGUUUUGCACAAGAAAUAGUCUCCAGUUCUUCUCCAACAGAUCUGCUGCUGCUUUCCCACUCAGAAGAGAGACCAGCUGACUGAAAAAGUACCUUUCCCUUCAGCAGAAAAAGGAUUUGGGAUACAAGUCUGUCUCAAAAGGAAACACCAUUGAGAUGUUUUGUGAAGGAAGUUUUGUUUCUGCACAGUUGAGCACGGCUUCAACCUCCUAAUGAUCCAGCACUAUGGCUUUGAUCUUGUUUUCUUUUGCUGGUGUUAUCCCGUCAUCAGCCAGUGAGAGACAGACAAGAAAACUGGCUUUAUCAGGAAGACAGUUAUUCUUUUGUUCUCCAGGAUUACAAAGGGCUUGGCUUCUAAUGGUCUUUACUCAACCUGUGCAUGGAUAAGCAGGACUCAUGGCUCAGGGCAGGCUCUGGGACUGCUGCUGUGCCCUGCCAUCAGCACCUGCUUGCAAGGCCUUGUUUGRAAUAGAUGAUCCUCAUGGAAAAGGUAGCCCAAGGCUUCCUGCUGCUGCUGAACCAUCAGGGUUUUUUUCAARGAAAAGAAGGAACAAAGGAUGUGAUGCCUGGAUAGCUGUAUCUGGGCUCAUCAACACGUUGCUCUGGCUGGUGUGGCAGGUACCCAGGAGUGACAAGAAAUUCAGCUCAGUUCAGCUGCAGAUGAAAGCUGUAACUUUCCAUGGAAACCACUGGAUUGAUUCUCUACCUUUGGCUACAGGAGGAGCCGGUCCCUGUGCCCCAGGGCCGCAGGGCAUCGCUCAGCGGCGUCUGCUACCUGACCAUGGGCCUCCUGGUGCUGCUGCUGGGCCUGGUCUUUGCCUCCAUGUACGUCUACAGAUACUUCUUCAUCACCCAGCUGCCCCGUGAGAGCGUGUUCCACUGCGGUGUCCUGUACGAAGACUCGCUCUACUCGCCCUUCAAAGGGCAGCUGGAGCUGCACGAAGAUGUCAAGAUCUACAUUGARGAGAACUACGAGCAAAUCAAUGUCCCGGUGCCCCAGUUCGGAGGGAGUGACCCUGCGGACAUCAUCCACGAUUUCCAGCGAGGUCUGACRGCGUAUCAUGACAUCACGCUGGAUAAGUGCUACGUCAUCGAGCUGAACACCACCAUCGUGAUGCCUCCUCGCAACCUGUGGGAGCUGCUGGUUAAUGUGAAGAAAGGGACAUACCUGCCCCAGACAUACAUCAUCCAGGAGGAGAUGAUCGCCACGGAGCACGUCAGUGACAUGGAGCAGCUGGGCUCCUUCAUCUACCGCCUGUGCAGCGGCAAGGAGACGUACCGGCUGCGGCGGCGCAGUGCCCGCAGACGUAUCAGUCGACGUGAGGCUGGAAACUGUCAUCGUAUUCGUCACUUUGAAAAUACUUUUGUGGUCGAAACUGUUAUCUGCCAAAAGUCAUGAAGCCACUCUCCAGAUGUAACCUUCCUCGGCUUUGCUUGCACACAUGCUCACACAUGCUCUCAGCCCUCUCUUUAGACAUGGUAAUCUGGCUACUUUUUAUACUCCCCCUGGCUUGUGCAGCUCUAACCUCUGGGGUCCUUUAUGGCCUCUUGUUCCCUGCUACCUACCCAAGACAUCUGCUGGGCUUAAAUUUACACAGUGGUCAAAGAUAACCUGAGGGUAGGUGCAGCUUCUUCCACACCACAGAAUGGAAAUCUCUUUUUGGGAGUAGGUUUGGGUAGAAGGGAUGGCUGAGAAAUAGGAAUGCUGGAAAUAGGUGCUCUUUUCCUGGCUAAGCAAUUUCAGGCUSGGAUAUUGCUCUGGGGCUGCCUUGGCAUUGGGACAGAGGGUGUAUGCACAAGAGGAGGAUUUCCAUUUUGGUGCUGAUGUAAGGACCUAAAUCAGGUGCACUUAGGAAAGGAAGAGUUGUGGAGCUGCAGACAGAGUGAUUUGGAAAGCUCAGCAGAGAGAAGAUUUCUGCCCAAAACACGCUGUGGUGUCCCAUUUUGCUGUGUGUUGUCCCACUGAAGAUGAGAUUUUCAAACACUAAGAGCAACCAUUGUGUGCUGKUUUUGUGACCUGCUCCUCCAGAACGUGGCUCAGCUGAGAGUGCAGGGGGUCCUGGGGGGUGUCCAGGGGGGCAAGAGGACAGGACAAGGGGCAGUGAGAUGGGCAGAGGAUGACAUGAGUGACACAGCAUGUCCCAGCUCUCUAGCCACCAAGCAGAGGGUGAAGUACAUGGCUCUGUAGUUCUUUCUCUAGCACACAGUUGCACUGUUGUGGAUCCUGGGCAGAUCUGCCGUUACCUUGCCUGAGUAAACAGAGGUGUAUUUUUGAUGCAGGGCUCUAAAGCCCCACUGAUGGACCAUCUGCAGGCUGUGGCUGCAGGUGGAACCCCGUGUCUGUCCUGGCCAGCUCUGCUUGCUUGGGAGGAUGAGUUGUGCUCACAUGGAUGUGUGUUCCUGAACUGUGCGUGGAUGGGGYACCAUGCCUGCACACCAAGGGCAGCAGAGCUGGUAGUUACUGGCAAGUGAAAAAGCAGAUUUUUCAUACCUUUUAACAGUAUGUAUUCUUGUGUAACUCCUYCAGUGAAAUCUGUUUUGAUAGUAAUCACUGUAAUCCAGCUGUGUAUCACGUUAUCUGCAGGCACCAUUGUAGAACAGGUGCUGAUAAAAGGCAAGAUUCAGCUGAUCAAUAUACUGCAGAGAAAUUGUGUGAACAMAACUGAAUUUCUAUUGAUCAUCAGGCAAAAGAAUUGCAGAGUAAUUAAAUAUUCUUCCCUCUGUUCCAUAAAUACGGUUAAAACUAAUUAGGUUCUUGAAAUGCAGGCAGUUUUUUGGCUUGAAAGAAUGGGGUGAGUUUCAACUUGGCACAUUCUUGUUAAUUGGUUUCCAGCAAAUCUGGACUUGUUCACCAUCUGUUGAAAUGAGCUUGUUGUUUUGGAAGAGGAAAGAUAAAGUAAAUGCAAGUACAAUCAUUAACUCAGCAGAAUCAAAACCCAGAAAGAAUAUAUUUUAAAUUUUUGAGUGUUAAUACUMUGAGUUAAUUAUGUGAAAACAAAACAGGAUCUCAGAGUGGUCAUAUAAUGCAGUAGGAAUUAGUAUGUCCUUAGAGGCUGAGUAUUUAUUUUUUUAUAUAAAUACAGUCAACUAUAAACAUUAAGUUCUAUCAAGUAGAGGAGGACACUUUUGUUUCAUUCUGCUUUAAACCUGAUGUUAAAGGAAGAAUUAUAUGCACUUCAUGCAGGUUGAUAUGGAAAGUUUCCCGCUGCCAGAUGGCUGUUUACUUUUCUAGCAUUGUGUUUUCCCAGCAAUAACUUGCUGCUAGCCCCAGCCUUUAAUUGCCAAGAGGAUGACAAGAAGUGGGUCAGAGAAUUGGUUCAUUUAAUGGAAGCAACUGGUAAAUUUAAGCCCUGUGUUUCUCUUCAUUUCCAGAAGCCUAAGCCUGCACUCAGGUGAGCGUAAAGGCCUCUUCCCCUCCCCUCUGGUUCUGCAUGAUUUAACUGGUCAUUGGAUAUGCUAACUCUGUGCAAUCCCGCAGCUGUAAGGACAAACCUUGGUUCUUUAAGGUGAACUAAUGUGGUCUCUGUUUCAUAGGAUGAGAAUGCAGUYGUCUAGAAAGAAAACAUAAGAUGCUUUGUAUAUUUUGUCUGGUAGGAAUCUUACUUCUUAGGAAAAACCCAUGGGAUAAUAAACUCUUUUACCUCUGA